AUGAUGAAACAAGCAAGAAAGAUUGACAGUUAUGUCGCAUAUUACAAUGAAGAAAAAUCAUGGUUACAUGUUCAUCAUGAUGAUGAUAUUCUUCCAAAUUAUUUCGAAAAUAGCACUGGUCUAGAUGAUCUUGGCGAUGUGGAAUUUAACGAUAUCCAAUUUCAGCAUAAUUUUCGAAUUCAUCGAAAAAGCAUACAGGCUGUAGCUGAAGUAGGCAACUCACUGCAGUCUUUCGUCCCAAUGAUUGUCUACCAUCGACAUGUCUGGUGGAAUUAUGGCUACAAAUUAACGCUUGAAGAAGAUGAAUGUUUCUCGUUGCUGUUGAAGAGCCUUGGGCCUACAGCAAAUCCGAAAAAAAGAGCACCACGAGGAUCUGUUGGCAAUAAUUCUCCAAACAAUCAAAAGCCACCGCCUGCAUCUAAUGUUCGUGUGACUUUAAGUGUAAAGAAAAACGAAAAUUUCGAAGCAAUUACUGAAGAAGAACUGAUUGAGAUUCCUCGUGGUGCUGGUUUCAUCUGCUGUAAUUUGAUAAACCGAUUAAUUUUACAAGAACUGAUUGAGAAUCAUGAAUUUAUUAUUUUGCAUAUUUCGAUGAAUAUCAAUAAGAAUUACUUCAAUAUCGAAGAACUUAUUAAAUCUCCCGCUGUACCACCAAUAGAGAUAUCAAUGAAUCCUGAAAAUUAUGAUUUGCUAGAAACAGUUUUGGCAUGUGAGCCGAGUCGCGAUUCAGAUUUCAUUUUUACAAGAGGAAGUGGUGCGAACAAUGAUGCAACGUCAUACCAUGUCCAUCAGAGCAUUUUUAAACAGCGGUCAUUCAUGCUAGAAAGUAUUCUAAAAAAGAAAUGUUCGCUUCCAACUGAUCAAUUACUUGUGGUUGAUGCUGAAGAUCGCAUCAUUUUUCCACAUCUAACGGAUGAUGACAUGAAAUUUUUGCUCAUUUAUUUAUAUACGGGUGAAGUAAUUUUACCGAAAUUUGAUGCCUUCGCUCGAGUGGGUCGUGUUGUGUCGCUUCUGAUUGACCGUGAACAACUAAUCAAUAUUUUUAUGCAGUGGCAGAAAUUAAUUGUGAAAAAUCUUCUUCAAAUCGAAGAAAAGAACAACAACGAACUUAUUAUUGAAGAAAGUCUCAAAGCACUGAUAUCAGUGUUCAGUGCGCCAUAUGGAGCGUUGCCGUACGCCAAGAGAAUGGCACUUUCCUUACUUGCUGAUCAGAUAACGAAAAGCAAUGGAAAAUAUAAUGGACAGUUGCAGUAUGGUCGAUAUCAGGUUGGACAUUUCGUGGAAAUUGCACUGAAGCUAAAACGUGUGAUUACUUCGGUGAAGAAAACACCUGAUCCUCUUUAA
This is a messenger RNA of Brugia pahangi, 1344 nucleotides long. The record is from the annotation of a GenBank genome assembly. Lineage: Eukaryota; Metazoa; Nematoda; Chromadorea; Rhabditida; Onchocercidae.